AUGCCCAGACGACGCAAAGACUACCUAUCAGAUGGUUCAGACUCGGACGCCUCACAGUCCGGACAAUCUGAGGGCGGCUUCAACUCUCAGGAGGACGAAGACUCUCGAGCCGAGAGAGAGCUCUUCGAGUAUAAUGGGAACAAGCGGCGGAAAAAGGGUGGAGGGAAAGAGGCUGCUUGGGAAGGUAUCUUUGGAGAGGAAGAGGAAGAUUAUCGAGCUGGUGGGAGAGGUCUGGGAUCUAAGAGAGGGGUAAGGGGAGGUAAAGCCUCCAGCUCGAGGACUGAUUGGACAAAAGCACCUGCGUUCGUCCCCAAAGCAGCAAAUACUGAGGUGAGCAAGAGUGAGGAGGUACGAGAUGUAAAGAUGGCUAGUGAAGACGAGGAGGAGUCAGGGAGCGAGAACGACACAGACGAUGAGCCAACUCGACCACCAUCGCCUCGUGUCAGAGAAGAAGAGCCUGAAGAAGAUGAUCAACCUAGGCGAGGAAUGGGGAUGGGUUUAGGCUUCAAGCCCGCUUCCAGUGUAGAUGAUGAGGUACCCUUACAAGACGAGGACGGCGGGGCGAAUCCCAAGAUCGGUGGCAGGGCAGGGAUUGGGUCAAGCAAUCGAGGUAGAGGAGGGAUAGGUUCUUCCUCGCGAGCUGGGUUGGGAGCUACCGAAAUGCCUACAACUGCAUCGGCCGGAUCUGUUAGAGGAGGUCUUGGCUCGUCAAAUGCUCCUUCAAACAUGAUGGACAGUCCUACUCCUACGCCAUCGGUCCCAUCGGCGUUUGGACGACCUACUGUACUCCCUACAUCUGAGGCCGGACCUUCAAGACCACAAUCCUCUUUCAGAGCACGACCAGCAGCCCCCACUACGGCCCCUCCACCAACUGCGAACUUGACCGCCGCUGAAAAGGCCCAUUUUCGGUCUAUCGAGUCAUCUUUCGGAGCUCGAAUGCUUGCCAAAGCUGGUUGGGUAGCUGGGAAGGGUCUGGGAAUGAUGGAAGAUGGUCGAGCUGUACCCGUAGCUGCGGGGAAGAUCAUCAGAGGGCAGGGUAUCUCAUCGGGAAUACGUACUGAAGAUAGUAAGCGAGAUGCGAGACGAAGGGGAGAAAAGGUGUCAGAUGACGAGGAAGAAAAACCUAGGAGAAGAGGGAAAGCAGGUCGUGCGGGUGGCAAUGAUGGGCCAAACAGGGAACAGGAGCAGGGAUGGAAGAAUCAAAGGAAAGUCAAGGUCAAAGUUGAGCACAAGACUUACGAGCAAUUGUUGGCCGAAGCAGGACAAUCAGCAGCGGCAGGAGUGGGUCAGAUCAUCGAUGCCAGAGGCGGAGAGAUGAAAGAGGUCUCCAGCAUGUCGGCUCUGUCUUUGUCAUCUUGGACACCCACAUCGGAUUCAACACAACUUCCAGAACUGCGACACAAUCUUAGACUCAUCCUCGACGUGGGCAAAGACGAUGUGACAGCGGCGGCCAGAGAGGGCAAGAUGAUCAAUGAAAGAAGGGCGUGGUCCCUGAAAGAGGAGGAACGAGCUCGUAGACGAGUAGAGGAGGCAGACAAAGAAUCUAGAAGGUUGGAACGAAUCUCAACUCUGAUAGAGUCGAUCACGACAAAGGCCGCGGCUCAGGCAGCACAUGCGGAUCCGUCUCUUGCCAGACUCACAGAGGACUUUGGGAUACUUCUGAAUGAUUUCAAGGACGAAUAUGUGGCAUUGGGUCUCGACGAUGUGGUGGUAGGCGCGAUCGCCCAGAUUUUGAAGCGAUCAUUGAAUACUUGGCAACCUUUCGAAGUCUCCUCUGACGUCCUACUCUCCUCACUGAAGCCAUGGCGACAUGCAUUCAACCUUCCACGAAGCGACAAUGACGAUGCGCAAGCUCUCGUGCCUAGUGAUAACUCAAGCAACGGCGUCAACGGACACAACAUAAUUAACGGUGAACGAGACAUGUCAGCCUGGGAGACGCUUCUAUGGACCGCUUGGCUACCCAAAGUCCGGUCAGCUAUCAACAAUGAAUGGGACCCGUCUAAACCUCAAGCAGCGGUACAUCUUCUAGAGUCCUGGGACCCCAUAUUACCUCCCUUCAUCAGAGACAACAUCAUUGAUCAGCUCGUACUACCUAAAGUGAAGGCGGCGGCAGACCAUUGGGAUCCUCGAAGGGCCAAGCUCGGCAAGGGAGUCAAGUCUUUGGCCGGUGUCGUAUUUCCAUGGCUGCCAUUACUCGGUGCAAGGGCAGACGAAAUGUUAGAAGGCGCCACGCGGCGAUUACGUUCUGCCAUGCGGAGUUGGGUUGUUAAGGAUGGAGUACCUGAUGAGUUGUUGCGUUGGAGAAAAGAUGUCUUCUCUUCGAGCGAAUGGGAUAAACUCAUGCUGCAAACUGUUGUCCCCAAACUUGGUGCUACUUUACGGGAAGACUUCACUAUCAAUCCCCGGAGUCAAGAUAUGGUUCCUUUAGUGGACUGGGUUAUGCCAUGGCAUAAUCUCUUGCGUCCUUCAGUCUUCUCACAUUUAAUCGAGGUCGAGUUCUUCCCUAAAUGGUUGGAUAUACUGUACAUUUGGCUCAUCCAACCGACGUAUAAACCGGAUGAAGUCGCCAAUUGGUAUGAUUGGUGGAAGAGACAAUUUCCUCAAGAAGUACUUGACAUGCGUGGUAUCGCCCAUGGAUUCGACACUGGCAUUCAGCUCAUGAUGUCCGCCGUGGAUUUGGGACCGGAAGCCCCGUCUAAACUGCGCAAACCAAACUACGCCCCUUUACCACCGUCCAAAUCGAGCAAGUCAAGCUCGAAAAGUACAACGUCGGUAUCCCGUCCUCGACCUAUGGAGUCGACAAUGGGAGAUAUCACAUUCAGAAACUUGGCCGAGGAAGCUGCGGCGCAACACGACCUUAUCUUUUUACCGUUGGGGAAGUCACAUUUGCAGACGGGGAAACCGUUGUUCAAAGUUGCGAAGGAUGCCACGGGGAGGGGAGGUCUCACGAUUUAUGUGGGGGAAAGUGCGGUGUUUGCUCAAGGAGAGGAUGGGACGUACAAAGCUGUGUCGUUGGAAGAUAUGGUCAAGAGGGCAUUAGCAUGA
Molecule: messenger RNA, 3045 nt
Organism: Tremella mesenterica DSM 1558
Lineage: Eukaryota; Fungi; Basidiomycota; Tremellomycetes; Tremellales; Tremellaceae
Exons: 8
Coding region: 1-3045 (1014 amino acids)
Biological process (GO): spliceosomal complex disassembly
Cellular component (GO): U2-type post-mRNA release spliceosomal complex
Molecular function (GO): nucleic acid binding
Source: RefSeq, a predicted model, not a curated record